Messenger RNA from Cyprinodon variegatus (sheepshead minnow), 471 nucleotides. Its product is annotated as breast carcinoma-amplified sequence 3-like. Gene Ontology annotation, cellular component: cytoplasm. Gene Ontology annotation, biological process: response to starvation; autophagy. The transcript has 7 exons. The record is from RefSeq and is a predicted model, not a curated record. Lineage: Eukaryota; Metazoa; Chordata; Actinopteri; Cyprinodontiformes; Cyprinodontidae. The coding region runs from base 1 to 471 and encodes 156 amino acids.
AUGGCCGACCUCUGGCUGCUAAAGCUCAGGGAGCAGUCGUACAUGGAGAGCGUGGUGACCUUCCUGCAGGAUGUGGUCCCUCAGGCUUAUACCGGGGCUCCGCCUACGGAUGAGAAGGAAAAGAUCAUCUGGGUUCGCUUUGAGAGAGCUGACAUCAAUGACACGGCCAGGAACCCAGAGUUUCUGGAGAUGCACGGUGGGACGUCAGAGCCUCCGCUCUGCCUCAUGAUGGGCUACACUGAUGGCAUGCAGAUCUGGAGCAUAUCUUUGGCAGGAGAAGCCCAGGAGCUGUUCUCUGUGCGUCACGGACCUGUCCGAGCUGCUCGCAUUCUUCCUGCUCCUCAUAUCAGUCCUCUGAAAACCGAUAGCUUUGCUGAGAAGAGGCCGUUGCUGGGGGUCUGCAAGAGCGCAGGGUCUUCAGGGUACCAGAUCGGCUUCAUGGCCGUGACGUUAGGCUACAUGAUCGGCUGA